Molecule: messenger RNA, 3232 nt
Organism: Daktulosphaira vitifoliae (grape phylloxera)
Lineage: Eukaryota; Metazoa; Arthropoda; Insecta; Hemiptera; Phylloxeridae
Product: proton-coupled amino acid transporter-like protein CG1139
Exons: 11
Coding region: 472-2004 (510 amino acids)
Biological process (GO): amino acid transmembrane transport
Cellular component (GO): vacuolar membrane
Molecular function (GO): amino acid transmembrane transporter activity
Source: RefSeq, a predicted model, not a curated record
GCGCUCAGUUUAUCGUACGGCCGCUACCCGACUUGUGACGCGCUGUCUAUAUAAGUUUUUUGUAUCCCAGCGGUACGCAAGUCAAUUUCGUGAGUGUCUUCUUGGGGUGACCCGUACACAUACAUUUUUUUUUCAUUAUACAUUUUCGUUUUGUAAUCAUUAGUUUAUAUUAAACAUACAUCAAAGUUAAUUGUUUGUAAUUUCAGUAAUACUAUCAGUUAUUGCUGUCGUUGUCAAUAAUAAUAGUAACAAUUAUUAUCAUAGUUAUUUAAAUCAUACACAAGUCGUACGCGGCUCGUUGUAAUUGCCAACUUUUAUCCGAUACGGAUAAAAGUAUUAUUUUUGUCCGGAUCUAUUAAUAUUGUUGCCGUGGUGGAGCCCAAUCGUAUUGCUGUCGACUCAUUAAUAAAUAUUUUCUUUUGAAACAUAUGCACAGGAGAUUGUUCAUACAUUCAGCACAAGACAGUAGAAAUGACAGACAGCACGACACAUAAUAAUUACAACAUUUACAGUUGUGCUCCAAAAAAGGAUUUAAAAAACCAACACGUGACCACCACGAUGGACGGUUACGACAACAAAGGAAUGCUAAGAUCUGAAUUGGAUAUAAACGGAAAGCCCGUCAAUGGAGUUACCAGCAUUAAUAUGGAAAACUUAAGCAAAGUAAUAGUGCUUAAUACAUCUUUGACAAACGGCCAACAACCACCGAGUGAAAAACCAAACUUCUAUAAUCCGUACCAGCAUCGAGAUGUAAAACAUCCUACCUCGUAUUUUGACACUUUGAUACAUCUUUUAAAGGCCAGUCUUGGUACUGGCAUAUUAGCCAUGCCCAGCGCAUUCCGAAACGCCGGUUAUGUAGUGGGCACGUUGGGUACCAUAAUCAUUGGUAUUUUAUGUACAUACACGAUACAUUUAUUGGUUACUUCGUCGUAUGAACUUUGUGUCAAGAGGAAAGUACCUAGUUUGACAUAUCCAGGCUGUGCGGCUGCAGCAUUUGAAGAAGGUCCAAAAAUGACCAGAAAGUUUGCUCCGUUUGCUAGAUUUAUAACCAAGUUGUUCCUAGUUUUAUACCAAAUCGGUUCCAGUUGUGUGUACAUAGUAUUUAUAAGUAGUAAUCUUAAAGCGAUAGCUGACAAUUAUUCCAGUGAUUCUAUUGACAUCAGAAUGUAUAUGGUGUACAUGAUCGUUCCGUUAAUAUUAAUUUGUAGUAUACGUAAUCUUAAACUUCUUGCUCCAUUCUCUUCAGUGGCCAAUUGUUUUUCAUUAUUAAGUUUCGCCUUAAUAUUCUAUUACAUAUUCAGAGAUCUUCCAUCGCUUAGUUCACGAGAACCCGUUGGUACUAUUAAGAGCAUACCACUUUUCUUUGGAACUGUAUUAUUUGCAAUGGAAGCCAUUGGCAUGGUAUUACCAUUAGAAAACGAAAUGAAAAAUCCCAAAAAAUUUGGAAGUGUAUUUGGUGUUCUCAACGGCGCCAUGGUUCCCAUUACUCUUCUAUAUACUUUCAUUGGAUUCUUCGGAUACUUAAAAUAUGGUGAAACCCCAAAUGGCAGUAUUACAUUGGAUCUGCCAUCAGCUGAAAUACUUGCUCAAUUAGUAAAGCUUAUGUUAUCCAUCUCAAUUUAUAUCUGUUAUGCUCUAUCUAAUUAUGUGGCUUUUGAUAUUAUUUGGGAAAGUUUAGAAUCCAAAAUGGAGAAAAAUGAAUACAAAAUCUGGUGGGAAUAUGCUCUUAGGAUAUCCAUAGUUUUAGUAACAUUCUUUUUGGCCGUAGCUAUACCAAACUUGGAACAUUUGAUUUCGUUAAUUGGUGCUUUUUGUUUAUCAACUGUGGGCAUAGCACUACCAGCAAUCAUUAACUUCUUAACAUUCCUGAAAGUAUACAGGAAAGAAGGAUACAUACGUUUAAGCCUGUUUAUACUGAGAAAUUUCCUUAUUGUGCUAAUUGCCAUCUUUGCAUUCAUUAUUGGAGUGUCAACCAGUAUUAAAGAUAUUAUUACCCAUAUGGAGUGAUCACUUCAAGGGUGAAGUUUGUUUUGAAUAACAAACAACAAGAUUAAUACUGAGCUACCGUUUGGUCGUGUUGGAUGGUUCUUUUUUAAAUUAGUGACCUAUCAUUGUUAUUAUUUUUAUUAUUAUUAAUAUUACUUGGUCGCAUAUGCGAACCCAUAUAAUUUUUUUAACAACUAAAAACAAAUCAAAUUCAGUAUUUUAUCACUUUUGAUCAAUGAUCAUAUAAUUUCAAUGAAUUUUAUUAUGUAAUUUUACCAGUUCAGUAUUUCCCAUAUAAAUUUAUAUAAUUAAUAAUAAUUAUUUAAUUGGGUAAGUUUUAACAUAUUUUUGAUAGAAUUUUCACUGAUAAAAAAGAAAUAAAUACAUCACAGGAUAUCCCUGUUUGUUUUUAUGCUCUACAGAGAUAACAGAUCUCCGAUAGCCUAUCCAUAUCUAUUUUAUAUACAUGUAUGUAUAUUAUAUAUUAAUCAUUUGAGGUUCAUAGUUGGUUUUACAAAGACAGUUAUUUUUUAUUAAAGAAAUUUUUUGAAUAUAGAUAACUCUGUGGACAAAAAAGACUACAUAUAAAUAUUUUGCACAUUUAUUUUAAAGUUUAGAACUAUUAAUAUUUUAAUUACUACUCAAUAUCAUUAUUAGCGAUCAAAAGUUUAUAUUAAACAAUAUUCAAAAUUUAAACUAAUCGCAUUUUCUUUUAUUGAUUUUUUAACGGCUUAAACUAAUUUUAAUACAACUAGUUUAUAUAUAUAUAUAUAUUAUAAACAUUCCUUCUCAUUUAAUAAAUUUAAAAAUUUAAACUGUUUUUUUGCUCAAUAUGAAAUAUAAUAUGUGUACAUAGUAUACUAUUGACAGACAUGGAUGCUAAGUCAUAGAGGUUUUGUUAUUUACAUAAUAAUUGUAACAAGUUAAAAAAUAAUUGUAUUUUUUACCAUUAGAUAUUAUAAUUUCUUCGAAUUAAUUAUCAAUUGAUACUUUAUUGUGAUACAAUUAAACUAACUUGUGGUAUAUAAAUUUUGUAUAUGUAUAUAAAUAUAAAUAUUUAUAUAUAUAUAUUUAUUUAUUUAUAUAUUGUAUACAAAAAGAAAUAGUUUUUUUUAAUUGCAUGAAAAUAUUACUUUAGUUGAUAAUAAUUUAUUAUUAAUAGACAAAAAUUUAUAUAUAUAUAUUUUAUAAUAUAAAGUUGUAAUAUGAAUAAUACAUGUAAAUAAACUGAUUUUUUUAAACAGAAUAA